This is a messenger RNA of Diprion similis, 3037 nucleotides long. It is a transcript of the gene Vps35, whose product is annotated as vacuolar protein sorting-associated protein 35. NCBI's taxonomy places the organism in Eukaryota, Metazoa, Arthropoda, Insecta, Hymenoptera, Diprionidae. Gene Ontology annotation, biological process: intracellular protein transport; retrograde transport, endosome to Golgi. The transcript has 12 exons. Gene Ontology annotation, cellular component: retromer, cargo-selective complex; late endosome; retromer complex. Bases 348 to 2828 code for a protein of 826 amino acids. The record is from RefSeq and is a predicted model, not a curated record.
AGACGAACGUCGGCGUUUCACGUGUCCAUCUGUCACUCGUCGAUCGUUAUCCCGCAUUGACCCGCAGGUCUAAAAUAACGGCGCUUCGUGUAAAUAUCGGUUUUGAAAAAUAAAAAAGAAAAACCAAAUCCAACAUUUGAACAUUGUAAAUACGUUUUACUCCCGUAUAUUUACCUCCGUAGGGAUAAACGUGUGGCUGGGUAAAAUGAUGUGAGGGUGCCAUUUUGUUAUCUUAAAAUAAAACACGACCGAUUCUUCUCAAUGUUAAUUGAAGAAAACAAUACUUGAAUUGAUAACUGCAGAACAAAGAUAUCGACGGCGCAAACGAAAAAGAGAAGCAAUAGAAAAUGGUAUCUCUGUUUUUUUCGCAGCCAAUGACACCAACCAUGACGGGUGUUGAGGAGCAGGAAAAACUGUUGGAGGAUGCCGUCGGUGUUGUUAAGGUUCAGGCCUUUCAGAUGAAGCACUGUCUUGAUAAAUCCAGGCUCAUGGACGCACUCAAACAUGCCUCCACUAUGCUGGGAGAGCUCCGCACCUCGCUGCUGAGUCCCAAGAGUUACUACGAACUGUACAUGGCGAUAACUGACGAGCUUCGACAUCUGGAGCUUUACUUACUAGAUGAGUUUCAAAAAGGGAGAAAAGUUGCAGACCUCUAUGAGCUUGUUCAAUAUGCUGGAAAUAUCGUACCUAGAUUGUACCUACUCAUAACUGUUGGUCUAGUUUAUAUUAAAACAAAUCCCUGCUUGAAGAGAGAUCUGCUGCGUGAUUUAGUAGAAAUGUGCCGUGGAGUUCAGCAUCCAUUGAGAGGGUUGUUUUUAAGAAAUUAUUUACUACAAUGCACGCGAAACGUGUUGCCUGACGUUGCUGAAGGAGUUGAACAAGAGGGCACGGUGAGUACGCGAGAGCGUUUCCCGGGAACGUUGCUGUUGCAGGUACGUGACAGUAUUGACUUUGUCUUGAUGAAUUUUGCCGAAAUGAAUAAGCUAUGGGUCAGAAUGCAGCAUCAGGGUCACAGCAGGGACAGGGAAAGAAGAGAAAGGGAACGCGAAGAGCUACGGAUCCUGGUUGGAACAAAUUUAGUCAGACUCAGCCAGUUAGAGACUGUUACCCUUGACAAAUACAAAAAGCUGGUUUUACCAGGGAUAUUAGAACAGGUUGUCAGCUGCAGGGAUGCAAUCGCGCAGGAAUACCUCAUGGAAUGCAUAAUUCAGGUGUUUCCUGAUGAAUUUCACUUACAAACUCUGAAUGCGUUUCUGAAAUCAUGUGCCGAGCUGCAAAAUGGCGUAAAUGUUAAGAACAUCAUUAUUUCAUUGAUUGACAGACUGGCUGCUUUCAGUCAGCGAUCAGAUGGGGUUGGUGGACCAGGAAGCCCAAGUCAACUUCAAGGAAUUCCGACAGAUGUCAAACUGUUUGAUGUAUUUAGUGACCAAGUGGCGACUAUCAUACAGACCAGGCAAGACAUGCCACCCGAAGACAUUGUGUCGCUCCAAGUAGCGCUCAUCAAUUUAGCGCACAAGUGUUAUCCAGACAGAGUUGAUUACAUCGACAAGGUUUUGUCAACCACAGUGCAAAUAUUCCAAAAGCUCAACAUUGAAAGAUUAGAAUACAAUAGUGCAGUUUCGAGGGAAUUAUCUAGGCUGAUGAAAAUACCUGUCGAUAACUAUAAGAACAUACUGACAGUUUUGAAACUUGAACAUUUUGCGCCACUUUUGGAAUACUUCGACUAUGAAGGAAGGAAAUCAUUGGCUGUUUACAUAAUCACGAAUAUCUUGGACAAUGAAACUCUGAUACCUGCGCAAGAACAAGUCGACGCGGUGCUUUCAAUGGUGUCUCCUCUGGUUCAAGACCAACCAGACCAACCAACUAUCGAAGAAGAUCCCGAAGAUUUUGCCGAAGAACAAGGCCUUCUUGGUAGACUGAUUCAUCAUUUUAAAUCCGAAACUGCCGAUCAGCAGUACAUGAUUUUGAGUGCAGCUAGAAAACAUUUCAGUACUGGUGGAAAUAAGAGAAUCAAGUAUACUCUCCCGCCAAUCGUGUUUCAGGCUUAUCAGCUGGCUUUUACCUACAAGAGCCUGAAAGAUCAAGAUGAUGUGUGGCAGAAAAAGUGUCAGAAAAUCUUCCAAUUCUGUCAUGUGACAAUUACUGCAUUAAUGAAAGCUGAGCUUGCCGAACUUCCACUUCGGCUUUUUCUCCAAGGAGCCAUUGCUAUCGGUGAAAUUCGCUUUGAUAACUUUGAAACAGUCGCUUAUGAAUUUAUGAGUCAAGCUUUCUCCAUUUACGAAGAUGAGAUUAGCGAUUCAAAAGCCCAGUUAGCUGCCAUUACACUUAUAAUCGCAACUUUCGAACAAAUGAGUUGCUUUUCCGAAGAGAAUGCCGAACCAGUUAGAAACCAGUGUGCGCUUUAUGCUAGCAAGUUACUGAAGAAACCAGAUCAAUGCAGAGGGGUUUCUACUUGUUCGCACAUAUUCUGGUCUGGAAAGUCAAUUGCCACUGAUGGCAAAGAGAUGCAAGAUGGGAACAAAGUACUGGAUUGCUUGAAAAAGGGAAUCAGAAUAGCAAGCCAGUGCAUGGAUACUUCUGUCCAGGUUCAACUUUUUGUUGAAUUGCUUAAUCAUUAUAUCUACUUCUACGAAAAAGGAAAUACAGCGUUGAGCGUACAAAUUUUGAACCAAGUGAUCGCCAAGAUAAGAGAGGAAUUGCCAAACCUCGAAGUUAGCGAAGAAACUGAACAGAUCCAAAAACAUUUAGCAAAUACUCUAGAGCACCUUCGGAACCGGAUGGAGUCUCCCGAAUCGGAAGGUCCAUCAUAUCAAGGUCUCGUACUGUAAUCAAAAUUCAAUAUCUUUUCCCGUUUAUGAUGAUAAUUAUUGUAAAUAGUUUUUCAUUGUGAUAAUAAUCCUGAAAUGAAUCUGUAUAAAAUGAAUUGAAAUAAUCAAAUGAUAAAGUGACCGAUAAUUUAAGCUAUCUCAGUUAUAGCAUUCCGAAUUAUGUACAAAAUGCUGAAAUAAAACAUCAUCUUAUAAUGUGAUCAUGCCGG